AUAGCUGGACCAUAAGUACCCUUAUAUUGCAUCUAUAUAAACACUUCAGACCCAUUACUCCAUAUCCGCACUCAUAUAUCCUCCUCAAGUACAUUCUCUUAUAUAUACUUAAUCAUAAAAGGAUUUUCAUAGUUCUUUUUAGAGAUGGUUUCAAAGAAUAAUGCUUCACUAAUUCUCUUUCUAGCGCUUAACAUUCUUUUCUUUGCAAUGGUGAGUGGUUGUGGGACUUGUGGUAGCCCUGCCCUCAAACCCAAACCAGAUCCAAAGCCAAGUAAGGCUACUUGCCCAAAAGAUACCUUGAAACUAGGGGUGUGUGCCAAUCUGCUUGGUGGGUUGGUUGGGGUUGAAGUAGGUUCCCCACCGGUUAAGCCAUGUUGCACCCUCAUCCAAGGCCUUGUUGACAUUGAGGCUGCGGCUUGCCUAUGCACUGCUAUUAAAGCUAAUGUUUUGGGGAUCAAUCUUAAUGUGCCGGUCUCUCUAAGCUUGCUUCUUAAUAUUUGUGGCAAGAAAGUCCCAAGUGGCUUCAAAUGUGCCUAAGUUAUAUAACCAAGAUAUAUGGUAUCUUUUGAUUCUGUUAUCAAAUUUUCAAUCUUCUUUCCUACGAGCUUAGAUGUGAAGGCGUAUGUGGUCACAUCUAAUUUCUUCCUUUCCAAAUGAUGUUAUUGUACAUCAAAUAUGUUGUAAGAAAUUAUGCUUUAUAUUUAUGACGAUUGGGCAAUUAAAUUAAGAUCAUUUGCU
Molecule: messenger RNA, 738 nt
Organism: Cynara cardunculus var. scolymus (artichoke)
Lineage: Eukaryota; Viridiplantae; Streptophyta; Magnoliopsida; Asterales; Asteraceae
Product: 14 kDa proline-rich protein DC2.15-like
Exons: 1
Coding region: 145-537 (130 amino acids)
Source: RefSeq, a predicted model, not a curated record